This is a messenger RNA of Amoebophrya sp. A25, 1414 nucleotides long. Lineage: Eukaryota; Dinophyceae; Syndiniales; Amoebophryaceae. The record is from the annotation of a GenBank genome assembly.
UGUUGUUUCAUUUGAAAAACGCGAAUUUUCUAGCUUUGGACGACUUCCCAGACGCAGCCGCUCGAUUUUAUUUCUCGCACUUUAGAUGCUUGUUGGCAAUGGAGCGCUCUUACAGCUUGGCUGCGGUGCAGAGAAGUUUUAUCUCGUUUUCAGGGCCUGAUUAUAUUAAUUCUGGUUCUCUUACUAUUAAGGGUAGGUUAAAGGUGCUUUUCUUACCGCUUUUUAUGUCUCUCUCCCUUAGGAUGAGAAAGGAAAAACAAGCGGGGUAAGCGAGCACCAAAAACCUACCUCUAAUACUAGGGUAACAGGAGAAGUCGUCCGUGAAAUCGGCGUAGACGAUGAAAAGAACGAGUGGAAGCUGUGGCGAGCCAGGGGAAUGCGAUCGAGGGGGCGUUGUGUUAUCAUCCGUCUCAUUGGGUCUUCCACAUCGGAUUAUCUUCAGAAUUUUUUAUUAGGAUGUCAAGAUGGAGAAACAAUAUUGCUGCGACACGGAGACAAAGCUCAGGGAAGACAGGACAAAGACAGUAUUUUCCUUGCGCGUGUAGUGGGUCGUCGGGACAUGACGAGGCAGGAGGUGAUGGUGAGAGUCGAGAGGCACGCUGCGUCUGCUGUGGCUGAUGGCAAGCACGUUUUGGCGCCGCCUGGCACUCGAUUCACACUCUCUCGUGCGGAUUCCGGAGUUACCUAUGAAAGACAAGUGGCAGCUGUAACGAAUUUUGCUCUGAAAGAUAAAAGUUCGAGCUUUGUGGAACAUUACCUUCAGCCGACAGUUCUUGGAGGUAAUGGUGGUGAGGCAUCCCGUUUGACGUUUACAGAUACGAUUCGAGAUUUAUUGUUUGAUCGGAGAGAAGACUUGAAACAGCAAACGGGCAUGAAACUAGGAGAUGCGCAAGCAGAGGCCUUGAAAUCUGCGUUAGCCAAAGACGUUACCUUAAUUCAAGGACCUCCCGGAACUGGGAAAACGCGAGUGAGUUGCAAAAUUCUCCAAGCCUGGCUUUCAGGCUUGAAAGCGGAGCAGCAACAAGCAGCAUCUCAGCUCGCAGCGUAUCACAAAAGUUCAGCUGGGUUUAAUCCGAAAUGUGGUGCAUUUAAAGGUGGUGGAAGUGGAACAUCAUCAGGCGCAGCUGCCGCCUCUUCUCAAAUGGUAAGUGCUUUUGCCAGACGUGGAAUGCCUGAUGCCAAUGCGGUUGUCUCUAGAUCUGCGCCACAAACUCAAUCAGCGCCUUCCUCCUCUUCACCCAAUUCCCCUACGAGAAGAGCCCAACAAAAGGAGCAACAACACUUAGAAAACAGAGUUGAGAAACUACAGCGGACAAAAAUACUGGCAGUUGCGGAUGGAAACAUUGCUGCCGAUAACCUGUAUGACGGCUUGCGGAAACUAGGUAUCGCUAAUGUAGCCCGUCUUGGAGUCAAU